GUAAUCAUAAUGAUAAUGAUAAUACUACUUUCAGAGUUACAGUGAGAAUACUUGUAGACACAUGUGUGUUGAAAUUAAAUUUAAAAAGACAGAACUUUAAUGCAAUAUAAAUAUUGUUUUCCUAAACAUUAUUUUAGACAUAUAGAAUAAAAAUGAAUGUUAUACCAUGCAUGACUUGGGUGAAGAAAGGAGUCGCAGCUAAGAAUCCUGUGAAGGUUGAAUUAACGCCGACAGAAUUAAAGAAAAUAUUAGAGGAGAAACAAUCGGAGUUACAUGCCGAUGUUGAGGACGAAGACAAUGAAGUUUCGAAGCAAGAAAAUGAAACUGAGAUGCAGUCUAACAUCAUUCAACAGGAUGAAUAUGGUUUCGACAACUAUGAUGAAGAAUCUGGUAGCAUACAUUGCUCUAUUGGUAAUAUCACAACAUUUGAUAAUUAUGGGAAAGAUCCUUUAAUAACAAAGGACGACGAUGACGACGAUUCAGAGAAGGAAGAUGAUGGUAUAAAAAUCAAUGACAACCUUGUGGUGAUAGGGCACGUUGAUGGAGAUGCAAGUAUCUUGGAAAUAUAUGUUUACAAUGAAGCAGAAGAUUCUUUUUAUUGUCAUCAUGACAUAUUAUUACCAUCGUUUCCAUUGUGUAUAGAAUGGCUCAACUUUGAUCCUGCAGACUCAAAACCAAGUAAUUUAUGUGCGCUUGGUAGUAUGAGCCCCAUUAUUGAAGUAUGGGAUUUAGAUUUAGUAGACUGUUUAGAACCAGCUUACAAACUUGGUCAUAAACCAAGCAAAAAAAAGAACAUAAAACGUAUUGGACAUAAAGAUGCGGUUUUAGAUUUGGCUUGGAAUCAGAAUUACACGCAUGUGCUAGCUAGUGGAUCAGUUGACCAAACUGUUCUGUUAUGGGAUUUAGAAAAUGGUACACCUGUUAAUAAAAUUACCUCUUUUGAUGAAAAAAUUCAAUCGUUAAAAUGGCACCCAACAGAAACGCAUCAAUUAUUAACAGGCUGUGCAGAUAAAAUGGUUAGAUUGUUUGACUGCAGAGACCAAACAGUUAUAAACUCUUGGGAGACAUCGGGGGAAGUAGAAAGAGUAUUAUGGAAUCAAUUUGAUCCAAACUACUGUAUAACAAGCACAGAUAAUGGUCACAUGCUGUAUUUCGAUAUCAGGCAAAAUAAACCAAUUUGGAGUAUAGAGGCUCAUACCAAAGAAGUUACAGGUCUGUCUCUAAGCUCAUCAUGCCCUGGUUUCCUUGUUACUUCCUCAAACGAUGGCGUUAUAAAAGUGUGGGAUAUAAUUAAACACGAAGAGCCGUCGUGUGUUUGGGAGAACAAAACUAAUCUCGGUGCUUUAUUAUGUCUCGCGUCAAGUCCAAAUAAUCCUCUUACUUUCUCCGCUGGCGGCGAUAACAAGUCGCACAAUCUUAGAAUAUUCGACUUCGCUAAAAUAGCGAAAGUGUACGAAAGAUUUGAAGAUAGGAUACCGAAAAGUAACAAUCACAAUGAAAUGAUGGAUAUAACACAUAAUGUAGGAUCAAUAAUGCUUAGUAACGACAGUGGCUCUAAUACUACGUUUGAAAAGAAGACGAAGAAUAAAUUUAAGAAAUCUCUAAAAUCUAAAUGACAAAUUGUACUAAUGUUGAAUUCAGCAAAGACUGUACAUAAGAGGUACUAAGUGUUCUGUUAUAUUUUGUAUGGUACUUGAUACAAAUAAAAUUUUCAAAAAAAUCACAACGGA
Megalopta genalis is the source of this 1730-nucleotide messenger RNA. RefSeq names its product no child left behind. Gene Ontology annotation, biological process: rRNA processing. Gene Ontology annotation, molecular function: protein binding. Gene Ontology annotation, cellular component: nucleus. The record is from RefSeq and is a predicted model, not a curated record. Lineage: Eukaryota; Metazoa; Arthropoda; Insecta; Hymenoptera; Halictidae.